Molecule: messenger RNA, 1531 nt
Organism: Colossoma macropomum (tambaqui)
Lineage: Eukaryota; Metazoa; Chordata; Actinopteri; Characiformes; Serrasalmidae
Gene: tm2d1
Product: TM2 domain containing 1
Exons: 7
Coding region: 25-639 (204 amino acids)
Source: RefSeq, a predicted model, not a curated record
UUUAAAGAAAUCUGUUCAGGUCACAUGACAGCCGCUUCCAACAUGGCCUCUCCUGCCUGGAGCGGACUGUCUUGUUUACGGUCAAAACAACGAGCGAUUAUUCUCUUCUUUUUUUGCUGGACUUUAACGUACAGUUUUGCAGAUGAAGCUGACAGCUGCGAAAAUCUGCGUCCGGGACAGUAUCUGUGCAACAGCCCUAAAAUACAUCCUGCAACUCAAGAGCCAGAGAACUGCGUGGAUCUGGUAGCAUGGGUGGAGUGUCAUCCUGCGCCCAAUGUCACCUGCUUGCUAUCAAAUGGGACCAAGUACAAAUUCAGUGGUGAGGAAGUCGGAUUUAAUAAAAGUAUCCCAUGUCGAAACGUGUCUACUUAUUCAUACAAAGUGGCUGUUGCUUUGUCACUUUUCCUGGGAUGGCUGGGUGCAGAUCGGUUCUAUUUGGGCUAUCCAGCUCUAGGACUGCUUAAGUUCUGCACGGUGGGGUUCUGUGGAAUCGGAAGCCUGGUGGACUUCAUAUUGAUAUCCAUGCAGAUCGUAGGUCCAUCUGACGGGUCAGAUUACAUCGUGGACUACUACGGAGCGAGACUCGUACGGCUCUCCAUAACAAACGAAACCUACAAACGGACGCAGAUGUCACCGUGACAAGGUGGAGGGAGAACACAGGACAGAGGAGCUCACGUCCAGGACUGUCAUUAAAAUCUAUUCUUUUUCCUCUCUCCAAACGGGAAGACGACAGAACACGCCAGACAUCAUGCUGCGUGUGAGAGUGCAAAAAAGAGUCAAAUAGGAACGGCCAUAUGUUGAGCUUGUGUUAGCUACAGUGCACUGGAACGUCUGCAGAAACUCUACAAAGCCACAUCUCCAGUCUCCAUCUCUCUCCCUACUUCCAUCCAUCUGUCCUUCAUCUCUUACUUCUGUGAUCCUGAGGGCUACAAUAAAGUUCACCCCUCAGUUCUUGCCCUCCAAAAAUGAUCUUGGCAGGUGAAAUUGUCUUAAAUUUAGUCGAUAUAUCUAAUAUUUUUGAUUUUGGGAUUUAUUUCGCUUAUUUUUUACUUUUAUAUGAUUUCUAGAUGUUUUACUUGUUUUAAGUUAUUUUAAAGCAUAUUUCUUAAAACAAGCAAAAUUAUAGGUUAAUACAGUGAGAAUAGAGGAAAUCACUUAAAAUAAGUAAAAAAAAAGUCUCAAAAAUAAAAUAUUAUAAUAAGCUUACAGCAAUCUUAAAUUGAGAAAUAUGAGAAAUAUCAACUAGGUUUAAAAUAAUUUUACUUGCCAAGUGUUUUGUUUUGCAGUGUGUGGAAUGUGUCAGAUUCUGUUUGUUAUUUAAGCAGUGUAAAUAAAGUUUUACUGUAAAGGCCAAUUCUACAUGCAUCAUGCUUAAAUUCUGUGCUACUGGUUCAGUACAGAGCUCAGAUACCAGAGUGAUGUCACUCAGUAAGAUGAAUCGCACAGUGAAGCUUGUAUACUUUUGUGUCUUUUUCAUCAUUGUGUUUUUGUUAUUUAAACAAUGUAAAUAAAGAUUUACUUUCCUCAACAA